This is a messenger RNA of Sciurus carolinensis (gray squirrel), 5295 nucleotides long. RefSeq names its product plexin domain containing 1 (gene Plxdc1). NCBI's taxonomy places the organism in Eukaryota, Metazoa, Chordata, Mammalia, Rodentia, Sciuridae. The record is from RefSeq and is a predicted model, not a curated record. The transcript has 14 exons. Bases 140 to 1639 code for a protein of 499 amino acids.
CCGCAGCGCCGCGGCUCUGCUCGCUGGCCGCCCGCUCGCGCUCCUGCCGCUCCCGCCGCCCGCCGGACCGCGCGCCCCGGCUCGGCCCCCUCCUCGCCAGCGGCCGCCGCGAGCCUGCCGAGCGGGUCCCGCCACCACCAUGCGGGGCGAGCUCUGGCUCCUGGUGCUGGCGCUCAGGGAGGCUGCCCAGGCGCUGAGCCUCCAGCCCGCGGCAGGUCACGAUGAAGGCCGAGGUUCUGGAUGGGCUGCCAAGGGGACCACCCAGGGCUGGAAUCAGAGAGCUCAAGAAAGCCCCAGGCAGGUGCCGGAGCCGGACCGGACCCAGCUGAGCCAGGACCUGGGUGGGGGCACCCUGGCUAUCGACACGCUGCCGGAUAACAGGACCAGGGUGGUGGAGGACAACCACAGCUACUAUGUGUCCCGGGUCUAUGGCCCCAGUGAGCCCCGCAGUCGGGAACUGUGGGUGGAUGUGGGUGAGGCCAACCAGAACCAAGUGAAGGUCCACAGGAUCCUUUCCAACACCCACCGGCAGGCUUCGAGAGUGGUGUUGUCCUUCGAUUUCCCUUUCUACGGGCAUCCUCUGCGGCAGAUUACCAUAGCAACUGGAGGCUUCAUCUUCAUGGGCGAUGUGAUCCAUCGGAUGCUCACAGCUACCCAGUACGUGGCCCCCCUGAUGGCCAAUUUCAACCCUGGCUACUCCGACAAUUCCACAGUGUCUUACUUCGACAAUGGAACAGUCUUUGUUGUUCAAUGGGACCACGUCUACCUCCAAGGCCGGGAGGACCGGGGCAGCUUCACCUUCCAGGCAGCUCUGCACCGUGACGGCCGCAUUGUCUUCGGCUACAAAGAGAUCCCCAUGUCCGUCCUGGAAAUCAGCUCCUCCCAGCACCCCGUCAAAGCAGGCCUGUCAGAUGCCUUCAUGAUUGUCAACCCAUCCCUGGACAUACCAGAAUCACGUCGAAGGACGAUCUUUGAAUACCACCGGGUGGAGCUGGACUCCAGCAAGAUCACCAGCACGUCGGCCGUGGAGUUCACCCCAUUGCCAACUUGCUUGCAGCAUCGGAGCUGUGACACCUGCAUGUCCUCAGACCUGACCUUCAACUGCAGCUGGUGCCAUGUCCUGCAGAGGUGCUCUAGUGGCUUUGACCGCUAUCGUCAGGAGUGGUUGGCCUACGGCUGUGCUCAAGAGGCAGAGGGCAGCACGUGCGAGGACUUCCAGGAUGAGGACCACUACUCGGCCUCCCCUGACAGCUCCUUGCGCCCCUUGGAUGGCGACCUCACCACCACCUCCUCCUCCCUCUUCAGUGACAGCCUCACCACGGAAGAUGACACUAAGUCGAACCCCUACGCAGGAGAUGGUCUCCAGGACAACCUGUCCCCAAAGACAAAGGGCCCCCCUGUGCACCUGGGCACCAUUGUGGGCAUUGUGCUGGCUGUCCUCCUGGUGGCAGCCAUCAUCCUGGCUGGCAUUUACAUCAAUGGCCACCCCAACUCCAAUGCUGCACUGUUCUUCAUCGAGCGGAGACCUCACCACUGGCCAGCCAUGAAGUUCCGCAACCACCCCAACCACUCCACCUACACUGAGGUGGAGCCCGCAGGCCAUGAGAAGGAGGGCUUCGUGGAGGCCGAGCAGUGCUGAGAGCCAGGCAGGAAAACCCAGGACGGCCAAAAAGAUGAGUUGUACAGAGCGGAGAAGUAACUUCUGCAGGCCUUGCCAAGCAUACCCUGGGCCAGGAAGAGGAGAUGGUGGCUUAUGGUGCCCAGUUGCAGUUUAGCCCUCACACCCCAGAGGACGAGGGGGCAGAACAGCAACCAUGUGGGGCUUUUAAAAGAACGAUCACCUAAUCUCAUCCUGUUUAAUGCGAGGGGUCUCCCCUCUGCUUCUCUCGAUGACCUCCGUAGCUGUUCCAGAGCUACCUCCACCUGGAGGCGGCCUUGCGCCCUGCUCCCAGCCUCGUGAGGCUCCUGUGUAGAACACAGGUGACUACAAAGCCUGGGGCAGGAUGACUGCGUUCCAGGGCCAUAGACUCACGAGCUGGUCCUCCUGGCUCUGGAGGCAGCGGACUUAGCCCAGGCUUCUGUGGCUCUGGAAGCUGAAGAAGGGGUUCUCUCCAUCUGUGAAGCUCUAAGCCCUUAGGACAUGUUGUCAUGGGAGAGAAGCCAAAUAAGAGGAAAGAAAGAAGCUGUGGGGAAAUUUGCAUCUUCAGACUUCGCUCCCUUCCCUUGCCCUUUCCUGGGAAACCCAGGGACUCAGCAGCAGAGCAAGCGCAGCCUGCAGCCCAGGCUUUGCCCUCGCCUGUGCCCAACCUCCACCUGGCCGGCCUGGGUGGGUAGCCGUGUGUACCAUGUGGGGCUCCUUUUUCUGGCAAUCUGUCUGGUGCCCAUCUUACCCACUGACCUGUACUACUGUCAGUGCAGUAAGUACCUCCAAAGGCUGAGCUUGCUUGGUUCAUAUUUUUCUUCCUCUGAACUGGAUUUCUAUAGCCAUUAGGGACAAAUGGGGGGGGGCUUGAGGACUGGUUGACACCCACCCAGCAGGGAUCUUCAGUUAGAUCCUGUUGAAGCAAAGAUGCCAGGACAGGUGGGACAGAGGAAGCUGGCACAGGAGGGAGAAUUUUCUACAUAAGACCUUGACCUGGAAAGUUCCCUCCGUCUCCCCUGCUCUGCAAGAAGUUUUGGGGGCAGGGAUUUCAGACUCCCUAACUCAGCCUGGUUUAUAGGGAAGAGUCAGGGUUUCUUCUGAAGUGCAUUGGAAAUUAAAAUCUAGAACUCACCCUCAUUCGAAGUUAAAAAAAAAAAAAAAAAAAAAACCAACAGUAAAUAAAUGUUAAGUCACCAUCUCCAGUUAGUCACGCCCUUUUUGUGCAGGUCACAGAGAGGCUGCAAAGGAAAAGUCAGAGUACCAAGCAAUUCAGUGUGGGGGAGGGUAGGCAGUGCAAAUAGCCAGACGCAUCCGAAGCCUUGACUGAUGGUUUUCCAGCGGCUCCUUGGUGGUUUAUCUGCAGCAAGGACUCUAAUAACAAGCAGAGUCGGCAAGCUGGACCUCAGCCCAGCUUCACAAACAGGAGAAGGGAGAGAGGUGGGGGAAGGGGAGGGGAUUUGAGAAAGAAAAACGACAAUGCAGCAGAGCAGAGUUCUUUGCAAACUCCAGAAGACAGAAAGAUGGGUAGCUGCUCUCCCAACAGUGACCUGGCACCCAGACCUCUAGGAUGGCCAUGUGUCUAAAUUGGCCGGCGGGAAGCUCCUGCGGUGGCCUAACAGUGGGCAGCACCAUUUGCCCCACUCCCAAACUCCAGCAUACUUUUUCCCAGUCAGCGUUCAGUCACCCAUUCUGGAUUCCUGAAGGGAAAGAACGCUGAGAGUGGAGGAGUGUGCAGUGAGGUGGGACACCUCUGUCCCCAGCCACUGCAGAUGGAGAAAGGAGGCCUUGGCCCUGGCCAGAGCAAACCCUGCUGACCCUGGGGUGUCAGUGGCGAGGGCAGUGAAGCUAUUGGAGAGCAAAAAGAACUGAAGAUGUGUCACUGAGAGAGGCCUCUGGACAUAACAGCCCCUGGAUUUCUCAAGCCAAAACACUUAGACCAAGGCUUCCAAAACACAGAGCCAAGCACCUCACAGUUGAUGCUGGUCCCUGGCCAUGCUUGGGGUCUCUGAAAAGAUAAGUAUUUCUUAUACAGAACCAGGUGUUUGACCCCAAGGUUCAGAGCAGGUUAACUGGGUAGCAGUGGUGAGCGAUUUGCUUCAAGAGUGACCAGAGGGAGACAAGGGUCUCAGGGUCACCACUCGGAGUCUGACAGACAGUCUGACUGACCGUCGAGCAAGGUGAGGGAGUACCUCAUAGUCUGCACCACCAACCAGACUUCCAGGCCUUUCCACUCUGUCUCCAGGGACAACAGGUGACUGGCAGGUGCCUUCUCUACAUGGUGUAUUUGGGUGUCCUAAGGGGUGGGAGUCCAUAAAAGCCCAUCACUCAACAGGAAGCUUCAACUCCGUGAAAUAGGACUGUGAAUUUGUCCAUGUUGUCAGAGAUCAGAAGGGUUUUUUUGUUUGUUUGUUUGUUUGUUUGUUUGUUUUUUAUCAGAAGGUCUUAGGCUCUGUUUUAUAUCAGAACCCUUAAGAGAGCUAAACAAAAAAUGGGAAUAUGAAGACUGCAGAAGCCACCAAGUUCAAGAGGGCGCCCAGAGUCAGGCUGCGAGCACAGCCUCAACCCCCUUCAUUUGGCCACUCCUAGAUCUGUGGAUUUGUCCAGGAAGCACCCUGGGGUUUCUGAUUCUAAGACACAAGUCAUGUGAGUCCAGCUGUCAACCCCAGCACCCACAGACCAUAAUUAGGUGUCACCCACCUGGGACACUAGAGGUCACUUGUUCAGGUCUCAGCGUGAGCCUGAGGUAAAACAAAACAAAACCAAAAAAAUUGUCCUCUAGUCAUUAUGAAGGUUCUUGAUGGACCCAUGAAGACAAUGGUUUAAAAUUGUAUGUUUUAUCAGGGCUCCCCUGCAUCACACAUUCCUCCCUCGCACACAAGCACACAGACACACACACAUACACACACCCCGUGUGUGCACGCACACCCACAUAUUUUAUUUCUAAAAAAUCAUUGGGCAAGGCUGUAGCUGUGCUCAGCCCUUGCUGAGUUUGUUAAAUUAAAACAAUGGCAAAAGCUGCCAGCCCGCCACGGUGUUCCAAACGCAGCAUUCAUCCCUGAGCCGGCCAUUCGUCUGGCCGUAGCCAGGGUUGAGAAGGUCCCAGGUCCCAGAACAGGACUCAGACUGGAGGAAGCAGGGCUCAGGGGCUGCAGCCAGACUCCCUGGCCAUGAGCGCCUACACCAAAAGAAUCAAGGUCACAGAUCAAAUGCCGUGUGUUUCUCUCAACAAAAACCUACCUGAAUUUAUAGCACAUCAAGGAGGACUCAGGGCCUAGGGGGACCCUCGCUGUCCUAAAAGGAAUAUAUUCUCAUACUUCAUAUGAAUUCCCAGUGUUAAUUUUUUAAGGGCAACAAUCUCUUACAACCUCUGUUGUGUACAAAAGAAAAUGCGAAGGAUUUGGUGUGCACAUGCCUUGGUCCUGAUGACUGACUGACAUCUUCACCAAGGACCUGACCUUGGGAACAUAUGGACAUCCACCAGACCCCGGUCCCUCAGGGUCGCUUUUCCCAACCUCCUGCCCCAGCUCCAAGAAAAGUAUUUUGGGAAACAACCCCAGCUAUUUACUUAUAUUGGGUUUGUAAAUCCCUGGAAGUCAACCUCAUGCAUUUUUAAUCUACUAUCUAAAGAUACAAAAUAAAUCUGAGUAAGUUGA